Prorocentrum cordatum is the source of this 1978-nucleotide messenger RNA. The record is from the annotation of a GenBank genome assembly. NCBI's taxonomy places the organism in Eukaryota, Dinophyceae, Prorocentrales, Prorocentraceae.
GGAGGGGCUCGGUCACGUCACCAUCCGCGCCGGCGCGUUGGGACGGGGGCGCGGGCGGUUGCGGCCACGGGCGCCAUCGCGACUCCUACGACGCUGCUCACGCCUCUCCCCCCUGCGCGGCCGCCUGGGCAUCGGUGCCCUCCCUGGGCGCCUGCGCGGCCAGCACCCGCGCGGCCCCGCGCGCGGCGUCCCGCCCACCAGGGCGCGGCAGGCCAUAGCGGCGAUGCGCGGGUCGCUUGCGGCACCGCCCGGGGCGCCGGCCGCGUGGGCGCCAGCCCCCGUCUGCGCGCAGGUGCCCGUCGCCCUCGCGCCGCCCCACCACGCGUCGAACGGGCCUGGGCGAUCGCCGCCGCCGGGGCCGCGCGCGCCGGCGCGCGUGCUGGCAGGCGCUGUCUCGCCGAUGCGGGGCCUCAGCCCCCGCCAGCAGGCCGGGCUGAUGCCGCUGGCGAGGCCCCACGUGCCCAACCUCUACCUGGGCGCUCGGGCAGCGCCCGUGCGCGUGCCCUCGCCCGCGGCGGCCCUCGGCGCCGCCUCGCCGCUCGCGUGCCCCUCCCCUCGGCAGGGCGCCAGCCGUGGGGUCCUCCUGGGCUGCGGCGUCGGCUCCUCCGCGGCGCCGCCGAACGGCUGCGCCAGCGUGGGCGUCACUCCCCGCCUGCCUGCUGGCCCGGGCAUGGCCCCGCAGCCCACGUACGGCCACCCCGGCCCCGCGUACGCAGCACCAGUGCGCCGCCCCGAUGGGGUGCGCCACGGCAGCCCCAGCCCUCUGCUGGGCGAGUACCGUUUCCGCUCUGCCUCGCCCCUGGCCGGCGGCGCGGCAGGGAGCGGCCUGCGCCACUGCAGUGCGGGCUCUGAGGCCCGGAGCGGCUCGCUGGAGCUGCGGGCGCCGAGCGAAUCCAGCCUGCAGGAGUUGGAGAGGGAGCAGGCGGAGCUCGAGGGGCAGCUGAAAAUGAUGCGCCUGCGGCGGCGGAGCGCGGCGCUGCGGGGCGAGGUCGAGACCGAACGGAUACUGGCAGAGGUGCACGCCCUCCAGCAGCAGCAGCAGUUCGUGGUGCUGGAGGAGGAGAAGGCCAAGCUUCUCCAGCGCCAGGGGGCGCGCCAGUUGCUGGAGAGCACUCGCUCCUCCAGCGAUGACGUGAUCGCCCGCUCGGCAAGGCUGAGGAGCCCCCGCGACCAGCCCGGGCAGAGGCAUCCCGAGGCGGGGGGACCCGCCGCAGGGCCGUCGCAGGCGCCCGGCACCGAGCCUGCGCCGGACGCCGCGGCCUCGCCCCAGCGCCCGCCGGCGGUGCUCGGCCGCGACUCCCUGUGCGACGAGAGGUCCGUGCAGGGAUCCCCGCACUCCGCGGUGUUGCGGGCCGACCACGGUCCCCCGAGGCCGCCAGCGUCGCCGGCCGCGGCGUGGGGGUGCGGCGCCCUCGGCAGCACCAGCGGCACCGUGGAGGCGGCCGCCGACACGGCCUCGGGGGAGGCCAGUGCGUCCGCCGACUGCGCGGCGGGGCUGCGGCAGCCCGAGGGCGCUCGCGAGGCGGAGGUGCCCCCGCUGCCAGCGGGCCCCGGGCGAGGCGGGGCGCCUAUGCCCAUGGGGGCGGUGAUGUGGAUGCCGAACUCGAGCUCGCGGAGGACGGUGCCGAAGGCCUGAGCCGACCGUGGCCCGUUUUCCGUUCCUUCGCGCAGGCCGACGCGCAUCCAUGCACCUGGCAUGUAAGCCCGCGCGGGAGGUACGCCAAAGAAGAGGCCGGCCUGUCAGCAGGGUGCCUUCCACAGAAGUCUCGCCUCGUGGUCCUGGCAGCCCGCAGAAGCUCACCUCGGGGAGCUCAAGGCUCGACGGCAAUCGCCCGCUGUUAUUUAAUCAUCUUGUGCGUCUGCCGUACCCUGCACCGCGUCGCUGUGUAGGAUUCCCACGGGUCGUCUGUGGACCCACGGGACAACAAUCAACGGCCCGCCACAGAAACUAGUCCUGGAUGGGAGGGCGGGCCCAUGG